GACAUAGGUCUGUCGAACAUUUGCGUCUUUUGUGCUUUAUCUGCGACGAAGUAAAGAACGCGCGCAACACCGACAAGUCUCAGCGCAGAUUCUGUUUUCCUGCAGCUCACACCCUCUGCUGAUGUGAAAUGGGUUUGUGUGGCAGGAAAGUGUUGACACUACUCAGCAGUGUGUUUGCUGUGUGUAGUCUGGGGCUGCUGGGUAUUGCCGUCAGUACUGACUACUGGCUUUACCUGGAAGAAGGGGUCAUCCUGCCUCUCAACCAGAGCACUGAAAUCCGUAUGUCUCUCCAUUCAGGGCUAUGGAGAGUCUGUUUUCUUUCAGAGUCACCAGCUUCGGGGACAGUAUUACCAACUGGUAAAUCAGGAGAUGAAAAGGGACGCUGCUUCACUAUAGAAUAUGUGAUGCCCAUGAAUGUUCAAAUGACAUCAGAGUCUACAGCCAGCGUUCUGAAAAUGAUCCGUUCUGCUACUCCUUUCCCAUUGGUCAGUCUAUUCUUUAUGUUCAUUGGAUUUGUGCUGAGUAAUAUUGGACAUAUUCGCCCUCAACGUACUAUUCUGGCUUUCAUCUCUGGAAUCUUCUUUAUCCUGUCAGGUCUGUCCCUCGUGGUUGGUCUGGUUUUGUAUAUAUCCAGCAUUAAUGAUGAGAUGCUUAACAGAACCAAAACCAAUGAAGCUUAUUUCAGUUAUAAAUAUGGAUGGUCUUUUGCUUUUGCUGCAGUCUCCUUCCUGCUUACUGAGGCAGCAGGUGUAAUGUCUGUCUACUUGUUUAUGAAGCGCUACACUGCAGAGGAGAUGUACAGGCCCCACCCAGGUUUCUACCGUCCACGUCUCAGCAACUGUUCUGACUAUUCUGGUCAGUUCCUGCAUCCAGAUGCCUGGACUCGUGGACGCAGCCCUUCAGACAUCUCCAGUGAAGCAUCCCUCCAAAUGAAUUCAAACUUCCCUGCCCUUCUCAAGUGUCCUGACUAUGAUCAGAUGUCGUCAUCACCCUGUUGAGAUUAUAAAUACACAUUAGUGAUAUCUGAGAAGGAGAGAGCUCAAUAGGUAGUUCUUAAAGAUACUGUGCUGGACUGGUUUUAGCACCAGAGAUCGUAAUGUGUUUGGACAGAGGAUUAACUUUAUUUGUCUUUGAGAGCCUUCAGUACUAAUGCAGUUUUUCUGAGUUAAAUACAUCAUUUGGUGGUAUCAUGUUAUUUGUAGUGCACCACACUGAUGUGUAGCAAAUAGUACCUCUGCCUUUUCUUAAAACUCUGAAUUUUGUAGAAUAUUUUCAUUGGAAGAGUCCGUUGUUUUCUUUGUAAUUUUUUAACCAAAGCUGCUUUAAUUAAAAAAGAUGUAUGUUUUAUAGAAACUAGAAAUGAUGAUCCACAA
Danio aesculapii is the source of this 1373-nucleotide messenger RNA. It is a transcript of the gene cacng5a, whose product is annotated as calcium channel, voltage-dependent, gamma subunit 5a. Gene Ontology annotation, molecular function: channel regulator activity; voltage-gated calcium channel activity. Gene Ontology annotation, cellular component: AMPA glutamate receptor complex; postsynaptic density membrane. The record is from RefSeq and is a predicted model, not a curated record. Lineage: Eukaryota; Metazoa; Chordata; Actinopteri; Cypriniformes; Danionidae. The transcript is spliced from 7 exons. Bases 129 to 998 code for a protein of 289 amino acids. Gene Ontology annotation, biological process: calcium ion transport; transmission of nerve impulse; neurotransmitter receptor transport, postsynaptic endosome to lysosome.